This is a messenger RNA of Aspergillus uvarum CBS 121591, 855 nucleotides long. RefSeq lists its product as uncharacterized. The record is from RefSeq and is a predicted model, not a curated record. The transcript is spliced from 3 exons. Bases 1 to 855 code for a protein of 284 amino acids. Lineage: Eukaryota; Fungi; Ascomycota; Eurotiomycetes; Eurotiales; Aspergillaceae.
AUGAAUAAACCAGAGAUCUCAAUCCCAGGGGCCGAUGAUGAACUGGUGAGAUCCAUUUUGAGCAACCCAGUGCCCGAGUUUGGCGAUCCAGGGAGAGCUGAAAUCAUCUCCCAGAUCAGCUCAGAACUGGGCAUCGGCAUGGUCGACCCAAGUGUCCGGGCUUUGCUCUGGUUGGCUGAUGUUGAAGCUCUCCUGGCACUGCGCGAUGGGUGCAUGGGAUCCCGCGCCGCGUUCCGGCUCUUGCUUGGCCACGGCGGCAUUAUGUUCAGGGACGCGCUGACCUCAUGGGCGUGCGAUAUGUUUGAAAGGUGGGCGGAGUUGACCGAGAACCCGUUCGAUCUGUGUAUGGAACGAGACCAGUUCUGUGUGAUCACGCGAGACGUCAACACUAGGACUGUAAAUGUCUAUCCGCAUCGUCCGGCGGGAGCGUCGAAUGCAAGGAGUCGGGCUACACUGUGGGAGGCUUUGGGGGUGUUUUGGGAGGAGCCUAGGGUGGUAGGCUGGAGACAAGCCGUGUUUGGCUGCGGGUGCACGAAUGAGCUCGGCAACACGAUGCUUCUGCGCACUGACGUCUCUCGGGCUUGGGCGAGUUUACACUGUGCCUUGAGACCGGUCGAGCUGGGCCGGGAUUUUAAAUCGCUGAGCGUCCAGUUUUUUUGGCUCCCUAGUCAUCAGUGUCCUUCCGAUGUUCCGCUGCUCUCGCCCCCAGCUUUUGCUCCGGAUAACACCGGGGGCUUGGAGUUCAGAAAUCCCUGGAACUCGAGGAGACUGCAAUCGGGUGACUUUCUUCGGCUUCUGACCCACGACCCAGAGAGGUGUCCCCUGCCUUCCUUUGAGCUACUGGAGAUUCAGUAG